Molecule: messenger RNA, 5748 nt
Organism: Vitis vinifera (wine grape)
Lineage: Eukaryota; Viridiplantae; Streptophyta; Magnoliopsida; Vitales; Vitaceae
Exons: 5
Coding region: 4242-5504 (420 amino acids)
Source: RefSeq, a predicted model, not a curated record
UUGUCUAAUCAAAAGGAGCUAUAUGACUUAACUGCAACAAGAUUGUGCUUCAAGCUUAAGGACAUUGUCCAUUCAUAGAAUGAAGUUCCUGGGUUGAAGAAGCAUUGCUUAUUUGGUUGAGUUGGUAAAUUAUUUGGGUCUAUGAAGGCUAUGGUUGUUGAUCUUUCUUCAUCGCUUGACUAUUCUACACUUGAUGUUAUGAUCUCUAGCAUCACUAAAAGAGGUUAAAUGAGGGUCAUAAAAAACACAAGGAACUUUUACAUUGAUGGUUAUGUUGAUAACCCACUUCCAAGAAUUCCCAAAUCAUCUCAUUCUAUUGAUGUUCUACAUUGUAAGCAAUCUGAAGCAUCUCACACUAGCUUCAAUGUGCACUCUAAUUGCCACAAUUUCAUUAAGGUGUAUUUCUCUUCUCCGUCACUUGUUCUUUCCUUUAUUUCAGAAUCCCAUCAGCUUAUGGCUUUGUAAUUUUAAAAUGAAACAAAUUUACUUCCAUUUAAAAUAUAUAAUACAAUUGUGACUUUUCCCCAAUAUUGAAAAUUAAAGCUUGAAACAGAUGUGUAUCCUGGUUUAGUUUGAAUUGUUCCCAGUCUCACUUGAUUGACCAUCUACAUAUUUUAGCAUACUUGGAUCCUGCCGAUACUUGAGAAUUAUAUGCAUACCAUGACUUAAUAUGUAGUUUUUAGUAAUAUAUGCAUCCUUUUUUCAUAAUUUCAGCUCCGUAUAAAGCCAUUUUCUCUUUAAAUCCUUGUGAAUUAUAUUUUUCAGUGCCUCCAAUAUGGUCUUUGCACUUCCCUUAGUGACUUCACCUAGUCGCACCUUGAGCUUAAAUCAAGUCACACUUUUGUAAAGUUUGGAUUUGUUCAGAAUCCCAACUUUUCACGCCAUGUAACACAGUUCUGUUCUGUGUUGGUGAAUCAAUAUUGGAAUUUAGAUUAAGUAAAUCAGUUUUUGUGACUUCAAGAAUUUGUUGACAAUGAAAUGUAUCUGUGAAAAUGCUAAUCUGAAUCGGUCAAUAUUAUCUUCAGAAAGUAUUAUACCUCGUGCUUUUUGUUUCCUUUGGUAAUUCCUAACAUUAGCAGUUGGUGUUGAUGGAUGAAGUUUCUUGAUAUAUGGAUAAAGGGGAGAUUGUAAUUCCCUCCAACAAGUCCUUUGCAUGCUUUAUGAAAAAAAUGAUGGAGGGAGUAGUUUUUUUUUCUCUUCCUUUCUGUCAAAGUCUUUUGGUAUCAAUUAUAUAUGUCUUGUGUAUCUUGGUGCAUGGUUUCUUGGUCGAGAUGUAUAACCUAAUUAAAAAUAAAUAAAAAAUUUAAAGCUUGAUUAUGCGGCCUUUUUUAGGUCUUUCUUUUGAUGAACUGAAGAUAACACUUAGGAGGGAACUAUCAUUCUUCUCUCUCUGGGGAUACAGGGUUUUGCACUCUUUAAGCCAAAACAAUUGUACUUGCACACUGGAUGGGAUUCUGCUACAAAUAGCUGAUAUAUCCCCUUGAAGAACCUUCUAACUCGAAGUUCUAAUAUGUUGCUUACCACCUUCUUCACAUUUUUUAUUUCUGAAUCUGUGGAAGCUUGAGUCAUUACCCUUUGUAGCUCUUGACCUCUUGCUGACCUGAUUGGCUCCUCAACACUUAGCAUUAUUAUCUUCCCACGUUCAUCCAGAUUCAUCUCCUUUAUCUACUCUAUAUCUGAUGCAUAAGUUCCAUGAAUUUAGGUUUUAAAACUGGGAAAUGUUGCUUAGAGGGUCUAAAGAAGACAUGCUUUGUCACUUGGUCUGUGUCAUCCAUUUGACAUGCUUGUCAGUCACUACUAGACAAUUUUUGUUAACCUAUGGAAUGAAGAGGAGAGUAGCAUCCCCCCUCUGAAUUUUCAGAGCCUUCAAUAAUUAAAUGGAAGUUGAACCUCUUAAUCUCAUAAGAUCUAAUUUAUAAGCUCUUGAAAAAUUUCUAAUCUCAGAAACCCAGAAAAAAAGUUAUCUAAGAUAAAAAGCUGCUAAACACCUAAUGAACUGUUUUGCCACAGAACAAAGAUAAUUCAAACUAGAAACGCGAAUUGAAUAGGAACUCCUAUAAAAUAGAAAGUUCAACAAAGACACUAACUUCUUAAAUUAGAAAAUUUCAGAAUUAAUGCUGUCUAAAUUCCUUAUUUAUCGUAUCCCCUUUGCUUGCCAAACUGACCUAUUUUUGUCAACUCCUAGAUCCUCUUCAGUAAGUGAGCCCCUGUUUACGGUCGGUUCUAUCUGGGCCACCCACAUUUGUGGAAUCAACCAUCCUUAUCAAUCUAAGAUCAAACUGGGUAUCUCUUGGGUGGAAUACUUCUUAAAUCCUGUUUCUGGAGAUGACAUACUUCCUAAAGUACUCCACUACUACUUGCCUGCAAAACCAUGUGCACAUUAAAACAAGAACAAGGAGCAUUUUUAUGGCUGUUAAAUGCCAGAUAAUAUGACACCCAUGCCUUUCUCAAACUCCUGACUGUUAAAUCAUAUUUUUAAAUUUUUCUAAAAUUUUAUUGAAUCAAAUUGUUGAAGUCAUUUGACAAAAUAUGAUUUUUGGUAAAAUUGUUCAAAUAGGUAUACUUAUCAUAGGAUCGGCCCAAAUCUUUCUUUAAUACUGAUAUGUCAAUUAUAUGAUGAGCAUAGAAAUAACAAUGGAUCUCUGCAUUACUUUUGGGUAACGAGUAGGUUUCUGACCUUGUUCAUAGAGCUUCUGAUUUUAGCACACAUAGACCAAAUGCUGAUGAAGAUUAUAUUUUUUGCAAUAAAAUUCACUAUAGAGAUGUUUCUUGGUAAAGAAAUUCCAAGUUGUUUAAAAGAAAUUGUCAAAAUUAAGUUGCCUACCUCUCAAAGGCAUGUACCAGCUUUUUGAUUGAGCCUUCUAAAUCUGCCAGUAGCAGAUCUGUUACUUUCUCAUAAUUGCAUAUGAAAUUAAAAGAAUAUUAAUACUAAGAAACAACCUAAGCUCUUUUUAAUAUUAAUGAGCUUGAACCCUCUCCAUUUGACCUGAAAUCCUUUAGAAAGGUACACAAUUUAAGGAUAAAAGUCACUGCAACUCCACUUUUACCCUCUAGCACUUUUCACCUGAGCGUAAAGAAACCUCACAUGUGCAUAGAGGAAAAGGUACAUUUAUUGAACAAUGGAUUGCCCAUAAGCCUUGCCCUCACAAAAUAAAUGACCUAGCUAUUACCAAACUCACUAGCCAACAAAAACUGCCUAUGGUUUCUAGCCCAAAGGCUUGUCCUGUUUCUCAUUAGCACAACUUUAAAAUGAAGUUGGAACUUAAGUACAUAUCUGCAUAUCUUGAGAAUGAGAGAUUGGAAGGGAUGAUUGUGCAUACUGCUCAACACAAUUAAUUGAUUUGCAUCGAUUGAUACUCCACUUCAUAAGGAUCCAAAAAAAACAGAUGAGGUACUCCCUGUUUUAUUUUAAAUUUUUUAUAACAUGGAAAUCUUUGAAUUCAGCUUUGCAGGUUUGGGAAACAAUCCAUGGAUAUAUAAGAUCUGUUCCCCCAAGAACAGUGUAUCAGUAAGCUUGGAGCUCCAACCUGGACACCUGCUAAUUGAGCUGCUCAUGAUGUCAAUGACUUUUACUCUCAGCAGCUUUAGCAAACCUGGAGUGUUUGCAUAGCAUUUGAUAAUGGCCAUUGGCAGUCUCAAAAGAACCCCACAGCAAUGACCACAACAAAUUGCAUCAGGUUCAUUGAACCCAGUGGUACAAUAUGGGUGAAAGGUAUAGAUGGAAUGAUAUCUCUUUGAAUGGGGUUUUAGAUGGACUUAUUCUGGAAACAAAUUCUAUUCCCUGCAACUGGAAUAAAUUCAGAAUUAAUUUUUAGAAAAUAUCAUUACUCAAACUAGAAAGAAUUACUCCUAUGGUUUUACCUAAAAAAUGGUCAAAAAUACAUCAUUCUGAAAUUAAAAGAAAGCAUGAGGCGGUUUAAGUCUUCAAAAUUUACUUGUCUCUGAAGAAAAGGAGGAACCGACUCCAAAAUAAGAACUUACUAGAAAAAACUCCAGAGCAAAAUAAAAAAGUAAGGUACUUGUUGAUGAAAGAUUUAGAAACUUACCUAAAAUACAAAAACUCUACACUCCUUUUGUGAUGCCAUCUUGUACAAAAGCCUGAAUACCUGUCGAUAGGAGUGUUUGGAAACAUUCCCAAAAUACAAAACUGUAACUCCUGUUAUAAAUUCCAUUCAUCUUUUCAAAUCCUUUUCUGCCCCAAACUAGCAUCAGAGAAGAAAGGCUAUUCUUCUGUUUCAACCAUGGAAACAGAACAGCUAGCUAUUGAAUAUGGCUACAAGGCCAAGCCUUCAGCACUCUUGAACACCAUCUUCACUUGGACGGUGAACACUGCUGCUAAGACACUUCUCUCGGUGGCAUCAAAUUCAAAAACUGGACAUACAGAGAAGUGGAAGCCUACUGAUCAUCUGAAAUUCAUGGUCAUGCUAAUGACUUGGUUCACUGUCUGGGUUCUUAGGGUUUUGAUGGAUCAUUUCCCUUCCUCCUUAGCCCCCUCUCCUUAUUAUCUCCCAGGAGUUUCGUCACCCAUUGGACUACUUGACUUAAUGCCAUCGUCAUCAUCGUUGUCACCAUCUUCGUCAUCUUCUUUGGAUUUGGUUCUGUAUGAAGGAUCUGAUGAACCAUCCAUUAAAGCCCUUGGAAGAGCUCUCUCACAUAUUUUUACACUCCUGAAUGAGAUCCCAGCUACAUCAAGGAAAUACCAGUUUGCAGUGGCUAUGGCAGACAGGAUUGUGGAUGAGAAUUCCAGGGAUGGGCAUGUGGAACUACUUCAUAUAAACCGUACAAUUUUAGCAUCUGCAUUUGCGCGUACAACAGGUCUUCUUUAUCGUUCACUCCAAAGACAAGAAGCAGCAGGGGAUGAUAGGAUUGCAUGGCCUUCCCGCAUCAUCAAGGCAAUCCCACUCGGCUCCUACCUUACCUUCUACGUAAAAGGGCUCAGUCACUGUGUCAGCACCAUCUUCCCUUCUCUGGGCACGUCUCAAUUGGAGAAGAAGCAGCAACUGGCUAUGGGAGGUGGAGAAGAGGAGAUAAUGGCGGAGAAGUUGGCUCAGGAGUUGCUGUGGAUAAUGGACAAGCUGAGGGGUUGUGGGGCGGUCGACGAAGCCCUGAUGCAGUGGAGCUUUGCCUCCGGCCUGGCCUCCUUUUCUCUCACUGCUAAUCCAAGGGUCCAAGGUUCCAUCGUCAAGAUCUCGGCAAUAUUAGUUGAAGAGCUCAGUCGAGUAGACUUUGAAGUUCCAAGGCAGGUGAAGUUCAGGCUGAUUGGGCUUUGGCUUCCACUGUUCUGCUUCGCAGGCAACGGGCUUGCGUUUCCAUUCUUGACAGGCUAUGAGAAGGCAGAAACGGAGAGAGCCCUGGACAGAGUGAUUUCGACCUUGCCCGCAACUGACCAAGAAGUGAUCCUCACCAACUGGCUACAAGACUUCACCAUUUCAGCCUCAGACUGGCCAAAUCUCCAGGUAUCUUAUGACCGAUGGUGCCGUUCAACUCGAAAGCUUGCUGCAUAAACUUACACGUAUACACGUAUACAAAUACGUAGCUUGUGUACAAUGCCUACAAUUGACUGCAGGCUUAUAUACCACUCUAGUAUACUUAGUUACUUUACCUUGUUUUACUGGGUAGUAUAUAUUGGAGAUUAUGAAGUAAAGGGCUCACACUACAAGGGGAAUUACAUGCAUGGUAUGAUUGUCUAUGGAAUGUUGGCCGCCCUAUCUAUCAUCCUGGUAAAUUUAUGUGUAGAAUAUGUUUUUA